GUCUGAAAACAAAGAACCAGCGCAACCGGAACAGGCGUGUUGUGACGUACAGAAGCAGUUUAUUCAUUAUUCAGUUUCUAUCAGUCAUUAUGGCUGAAAUGGAUUGCGGCGCUCGUCUGCGCUUUCCUAACGGGGAUAUCAAAAUGUCUAAUUACGAAGACGGUCAAGCAAAUUCAUUUUCAACACCUCUAAAACAGCAAGUCAAUUUACAAAGAAUUCGAGACCGAGCAGAGAAAUUACAAGCAGAUUUGAUAGAACAAAUGAGCCGAGAACUUGAGUGUUUAUUUGAAGAAUUUGUAUCAGAAGUAGAACAAAUUGAACAGAAUCCACAGUCUCUUUUUGAAAUUAAACCCAACAGUUGGAACAAAAAUUGGAAUAGAAAAGAAAAUAAGAAAUUAGUAAAGCGAAAAGAUGGUGAACUACCAGAGAAAGUGUUUGUCAAUAGACGAUCUGUUUUAACAGAGUUGUUGGAAAUAACUCAUAUCCAAACAAUUUACAAUAUCUUUGUGGCCAUUCUGCUGGUAUUUAGUCUAAAUACUAUUGUAUAUGAUCUCAUUGACACAGGCAGGCUUCAUCUUGACUUCAAUUUGAUACAAUGGGCAUUUGGUAAAUUUCCCAAAGUAAUGGCUCUUUGGGUGUGUAUGCAGCUGGCAACCUUGUUGAUAUUCUAUCCAGCUUUCUAUUAUUGGGCUUCUUCAAAAAAAAUCAGACCUUAUAAAGUUUGGGACUGGAUUUGGCUGGGACUCUUUGUAGCUUAUCAGUUGUUAUUCUUUGUUCUACCGGUGAAUUAUUUGUAUGAAAAUAAUCUGCCACCAGCCUCUGCAGUAAUCAUUGUCACAGAACAGUUACGGCUAAUAAUGAAAGUUCACUCUUUUGUUCGAGAAAAUGCACCAAAGGUUUUGAACUACAAAAAAGCAGAUAGUAAGUGUGAUGAUAAUGUUUGUCCAGAUUUUUCCAAAUAUCUUUACUUUUUGUUUUCUCCAACUCUUAUUUAUAGAGAUUCUUAUCCAAGGACUCAGAAAAUCCGUUGGAAUUAUGUUGUUAGUAAUUUUUCUCAAGUAUUGGCCUGCCUCUUCUACACUUACUACAUAUUUGAACGCUUCUGUGUGCCCGUCUUCAGAAACUUUAACCGGGAACAUGUUACUCCAAAAGCUCUGUUAUUAUCAGUCUUUGGUUGUAUGCUACCUGGCACUCUUGUGCUCUUCAUUGGUUUCUUUGCCAUACUUCACUCAUGGUUGAAUGCAUUUGCUGAAAUGUUAAGAUUUGGUGACCGUCUUUUCUAUAAAGAUUGGUGGAACUCAACAACUUUUUCCAAUUACUACCGCACAUGGAAUGUUGUCGUCCAUGAUUGGCUGUACACUUACAUAUACAAAGAUGUUUACACGAUUCUUGGUUACAAAAUGAGAAAUGUUGGCUUAACCAGUGUGUUCCUAAUAUCAGCUGUUUUCCAUGAGUAUGUUCUAGUGGUAUCUUUUGGCUUUUUUUAUCCGGUGUUGUUUGUCAUGUUUGCUGGAGCUGGAUUUGGUUUCGUAUUCCUAACAGAUAAAGGUGUCUCCCGUAGUUGGAAUGUGUUUAUGUGGGUCGCUCUGUUCAUUGGCAAUGGUCUCCUUAUGUGUCUCUAUAGCUUGGAAUGGUAUGCUCGUCAGAACUGUCCUGCAACUACCAAUGACUUUUUUGACUACCUCAUCCCUCGUUCAUGGACAUGUGAUUUUUCUGGAAUCCCGCUUGAAUCAGAUUAACGAGAGAUAAAACUACAGACUUGAAUUUCAUCUUUUCUGAACAUGAUUACUCUUCAAAAAAAAAAAAAAGGAAAAUAUUUUUGUUAAAAAUUAGACUUUGAGGUCUAAAUACUAACUGUUAACUCUUGAGAUGUUAUGGUAAUCUUCAGUACUUGUUAAUUUCUUGUUAGUUGACUUGAGUGGAAUCUAAUAAUUAAUGACUUACCAUUCCAUGAGAGAAUUCAAAUCAGUUUACCAAAAUUUUGUUUUACAGAAUCAGAUUUUUUUAGACUCAAGUUUUGUUCAAUUCUUAUUUUUAAUUCUUCAAGAUUAUCAAAAUUUUAUAAUAAAAAAAAAGGGACUUAGGGAUUGGAUUUUUGGUUGCUGGAUAUAAUUUUGAUAUUUCUGAAACCAUACUUCUAUCAUUAUCAGUUGCCUACUAAUUUCAUCAGUUUGGUUAAUUUAUUGGUUUUAAGUUGGAAAUGUAAAGAGUUAGGUAAUAUAGUUAUUACACACAACUCUUUAUGAAUAAAUUUGAAACAUUUCUAAAAUAAAAUUAAGUCCUAUUUAUUUUACAAAUUGUUUUGAUAAUCUUUCCUAAUUUAAUCCCAGAUAUAUUUGAUGUCACUUAACUGUUUCUACAAGGCAACUAUAGAUUACUUGUAUUGAAGAAACACUCAUAUCUUGUAUCUUCUAACACUGAGUGACAUUUAUUUUCCAUAUAUAGUAAAAACUUCUAACUCUAAAAUGAUCCUUACAGGGGCUUCCAAAAGAAUAAAACAUUGUAAAUACAUACUGUAAAUACUUAAUCUCUACCAUAAUAUUUGUAAGACAGGGAUGAUUUUUACUUGAGAAUAAUUUAGAGAAGUUCUGUACGUUUUGAUGUACAAACAAGAGCAAAAGUAUUCAAUCCAUUUAGAUUUCAUUUAUUCAUUCAAAACAGGGAUUCCUUCUAUCAUUAUGAUGGGUUUCUUGUUUGUCUGCAUUCCUUUUGGGGCAUACAAAUGAGGAAACUCAGAGUAGUGAUAUAAUGAAUCAUCAGCUUUGUGUGUGUGUGUGUGUGAAAAUGAUAAUCAUUAACCACUCCCAUUUUGUAAUUGAAUAAUUAACAUUAAAAAAUACAUCUAGUCAUAGUGUAAGUUGGUUGCUGGUUUUACAACACAAUCCAAACCUAUGCUAAUAUGGGACAUUAUGUGUGUGAAAUAAAGAUACUACUUUUGGUUGAGGAUUUUGAAUUUCAAAAUAGAUCUUUAGUGGAAUUAUUUAUGCAUAAAUUUUAGGUAAUUACAUUUAGUGUUAAUUAGGUUUUUCAUUACAGAAUGUUUCCCUUUUUGUAUUUUUCUUUCAGUUAUUUUAAUUUCAACUGUUGACAUUCCCUGUUAAUGUUGCACAUUAUUCCAUGAAGUUGUUAUAAUGUAUAACCAAACCUUUUUGGCUGUUUAUUCUUUUCAUUGACAUUUUGGUUUUAAGGAGCAUUAAUGAAAAUUAAUUUUAAUAUCAUAUUGUGGACACUCUAUAACAUAAUAUCUUACUUAUUUGCAUAACCAAGAGGGAUUUCGGUUCCUAUAGACAUACACUAAAAAGACCUGCAUUAGCAAAUAAGCUGGAGACGCAAGGAGAUGACAAAGCUAACAAAGGGGUCACUUGGCAGAGAAGAGAAUGGCUGAAAAGACAAUGAGAGGUUGAAUUUAAAGGAAGUUAAUAACAACAUUCUUGCCUUCCACACAAAGAUAUUAGUGAUGUGUAUGAAGUGAAUGAAUUGUAAUUAGGAAUCAAAACUACAAUGCAAACAAACACUUCUUGCUAAGAAAUUUCUACUGCUACACCGGUUACCAUAAUUAUGUGUUACUGUGUGUGUGUGUGCAUGCUCUCAUGGUGAAAAUUAAUGACCCCCCACUCUUCUAAAGAAGCAAAAUCUCAAAUUUAACUGAAUUAUAAUCAACCAUCCAACAACAUAAUCCACAUUGUAAUUUUGUUGCUAAGGAAACAAGUGAUAGAACAAAUCAUAAAUCUGUGAUACUAAAUGUUCACUAUGCAUACAGAAUGUGUUGAGAAAUUUGAAAAUGCCAUAAAAAUCUUUAGCUUUAAGAUUAUUAAGGGUAUUAAGUACUUGAGCAAAUAGGAGAUGAAGAGGAUCAUUUUAAAUGUCCUGAAUGUAAUAAAGAUUAUUUCUAGCCACUCAAAUUGACCUUCAGCCAACCCAACAUGUAACUCUAAGGGAUCUCCUAGCAUUGGCACAUCUGGAUUCCACAUACCACAUCAUUGCAAUACACUGAGUCAUCCUUUGCUUGAUGAUGUUUGUAACCUUAGCAACUGGAAAUUCAAUUAAUGAUCUACAGUUAAUGUUGAAGAUAUUUUCUUUGUUCAUUGUUUUUCCUUUACUGUUUCCGGUUCAUGAUUUUCUUUGAAAUAAUUUUGGCAUAUACGUGUUUGUGUGUGUUUAUGUAUUAUAUGUUUGUAUGUAUGUAUUACAUAUAUGUGUGCAUGUGUAUAUAAAUAUAUAUAUGACACAUGCAUACAUAGUGUAGGUAGUUAGGAUAUGUCCCAGCUUUUCACUUUGCUGUUUUGUUUAUAUAUAUAUAUAUAUGUGUAUUUAUAUAUAUAUAUAUAUAUAUAUAUAUUAUACACACACACACACACACACAAAUGUAUAUUGUGUCUAUAAUGUGCAUAUGUAGGUAAACAUUGUAUUAUGUAACUCCAUGCUCAGUAUUUUGUUGACUUUGUUUACCUCUAAAACUGUGUUUCAUAAAAUGGAGUUACUAUGUUUAUUGUUGCCUGACUGUAAACUGGGUUUGUGUCAAACGUGAGUAACAUUGGUUUCAUGUAUUUGUUUAUAAAACAUUACCAAAGAU
Octopus sinensis (East Asian common octopus) is the source of this 4573-nucleotide messenger RNA. RefSeq names its product sterol O-acyltransferase 1. Gene Ontology annotation, cellular component: endoplasmic reticulum membrane. NCBI's taxonomy places the organism in Eukaryota, Metazoa, Mollusca, Cephalopoda, Octopoda, Octopodidae. Gene Ontology annotation, biological process: cholesterol metabolic process. The record is from RefSeq and is a predicted model, not a curated record. The coding region runs from base 90 to 1739 and encodes 549 amino acids. The transcript has 16 exons.